GCGGAAGUGAAAAACUUUAAUUAAAAAUGAGACAAAUAAUUACAGCAUAUAAGAUACUAUUGUAAUAAAUACAAGUAAUCAUUGGUUUAUUAAAAAACAUGCAUUUUCCUCUUACAGUUCACCUAUAUUUAGCGUUGGGAAAUGGCGACGCUGUGCGUGUGUAGUGCCCGCAGAGGACGCGCUAACUGAGAGGAGAAAGAGGCGUCAUUCGCCCAUAGCAGCGCUUCAAGGGAAGGAAAAUGAGCGAAGCCAAUCCGCCUAAAGUGGAACUUUUUGUUAAGGCUGGGAGUGAUGGGCAGAGCAUCGGCAACUGUCCCUUCUCUCAGCGUCUCUUCAUGGUGUUGUGGCUAAAAGGAGUCACGUUUGACGUUACUACAGUGGACAUGAAGAGGAAACCCUACAUCCUAAACGACUUGGCUCCGGGUGCCCAGCCUCCUUUCCUGUUGUACGGCAGCGAGGUGAAAACUGACACCAACAAGAUUGAGGAAUUCCUGGAGGACAACCUCUGCCCGCCCAAGUAUCCCCGUCUGGCCGCGCGGAACCCUGAGUCGAACACAGCAGGCAUGGAUGUCUUCUCCAAGUUCUCGGCUUACAUCAAGAACUCCAACCCUCAGACCAAUGAAAAUUUAGAGAAAGGCCUUCUGAAGGCCCUGAAGAAGCUUGACGACUACCUCGGUUCCCCACUUCCUGACGAAAUUGAUGAAAAUAGCGCCGAAGAAGUCACUUCCUCAUCUCGCCCCUUCCUCGACGGCCACGAGCUUACUCUGACUGACUGCAACCUGCUUCCAAAGCUCCACAUUGUGAAGGUGGUGUGUUUAAAGUACCGAAACUUCAGCAUCCCUCAGUCUCUGACCAACCUGUGGAGGUACCUGAACGCAGCGUACGCCCGGGACGAGUUUGCCUCCACCUGUCCGAUCGAUGACGAGAUCCACAUCGCUUAUUCUUCUGUCGCCAAAGCUCUCAAGUAGGAGUCGGAAAGCACCGUAUAGCAGAGCUGUGUACAAGUGUACAAGUGUACAAAACUAGUAAAACAACAAAUUUAUAUAAUCCAAGUUAUUACAAUUGCUUUGCCAUGUCAAACUAAGCUUACAGAUGGUUGUUAUUUGUUACUUAGUUGUGUUAGGUAUAGCAAAGAAGCACAUGCAGCAAAAGUACUAAGGCAAUCAUGGAUCAAUCCAUCAGGGGUUAUUAGCUUGCAUUUCCUGAGAAAGUUAUUUAUUUCUUCUAGUUUCAAUUUUUCUUGCUGUUACAAUACUUUAUGAAAUUGUUCGCAUUUAUUCGCACAAAUAUUCACGUUGGCGCUCUUGCUUUAUAGUUGUUCCAUUUUUUUAAAGUUGUGCCAACAUUGCUUUCUUUCUCCACAAUAUUUCAGUCCCUCUGGGCAGAAAUGUUGCUGGCUCGUACGGGAUCAAAUACUUAUAUCCCCUAUUGUGCAUGCAUUGAGAACCCUAUACCAGGGGUGUCCAAACCUUUUCCAUUGAACAGCCGCACACUGAAAAAAUUCAAGCUUGCUGGGACCAUUUUGAUAUUUUUCGUUUUCAAAAUAAAUAAAAUAUGUAGAUUUUUUUUUUAACCUUUAGAGCGCCCCUCAAUUUCGACCUCGGGGACUCGCAGGGGGUGUCAUAAAACAUCUUAAAAAUUAAGUCUUUUUUUUAUUUUAUGUUUUUUAUUAUUUAUUCAAUCCUUAAAUCUUGAUCAA
Molecule: messenger RNA, 1699 nt
Organism: Entelurus aequoreus (snake pipefish)
Lineage: Eukaryota; Metazoa; Chordata; Actinopteri; Syngnathiformes; Syngnathidae
Gene: clic1
Product: chloride intracellular channel 1
Exons: 8
Coding region: 240-968 (242 amino acids)
Source: RefSeq, a predicted model, not a curated record